AUGAAGCAGGAUGUGAAGGAUUCUACGAAGAUUCUACGGGAUAUGAAGCUAUCAUGUGACAAACGUGUUGAUGAAUCAAAGCAGAGGGGGGAAAUUAUGAGCAGGGAGGUGGCCGAGUUGAAGAAAUACAAAGAAGAAUCGCAGAGGAGGGAAGAGAUUCUAAGGAGUGAGAUCCACGGGCUGAAGAAAUACAACGAAGCACUCAACGAGGACCUGAGGGCGCUCAAAACCCGCUGGGUUUACAAAUUGUUCGGUGAGGAGGAGUUUGGAGUCGCCGGAGGAAGCCAUUUCUGGAGUCUUUGCAAGGGGGAAGUGUAA
Molecule: messenger RNA, 318 nt
Organism: Linum trigynum
Lineage: Eukaryota; Viridiplantae; Streptophyta; Magnoliopsida; Malpighiales; Linaceae
Source: the annotation of a GenBank genome assembly